AUGGAUCAACAAGAAACAACUCAAACUAAUUAUUCAAGAGUUUCUAAUGAUGUAUUAGAAGAUAUUACAACAACCUUAAAUAAAGAUUUGUUUAAUGAACAAUUUGAUUUAAAAACAUUUAUAGGAAAUAUAACUUCAUAUUCUGUUCCAAUGGAUAUUGAAAGUCGAUAUGAAAAUAAUAUUAGAACGUAUAUUAAAAUUUAUAUAUUUAUUUAUUUUAUUAUUUUUAUUCCUUCUCUCUUUAUUGGUUCAUGGAAAUUCUUUAUAAUGGAAUCUCUUUUCAAUACUUUAUUGUUCUUUUCUAUUCCUAAAUUAAAACAUUCUUCUCUUUUUCAAAUGAAACCAACUAUUCUUUCUAUUAUUUAUGUCUUUAUUAUAUUCAUUCUUUGCUUAUUUACAAAUAAAUUAUUCAUUUGGUUAUUAUUUACAAUAGCUGUAUCUGGAUCUACCUUACAUUCUAUCACAAGAAUUCAUAUGGAAGAAGUACUUCUGACUUCCCUUUAA
Messenger RNA from Entamoeba nuttalli P19, 504 nucleotides. RefSeq lists its product as hypothetical. The transcript has a single exon. The coding region runs from base 1 to 504 and encodes 167 amino acids. Lineage: Eukaryota; Evosea; Mastigamoebida; Endamoebidae. The record is from RefSeq and is a predicted model, not a curated record.